Fusarium fujikuroi IMI 58289 is the source of this 369-nucleotide messenger RNA. RefSeq lists its product as uncharacterized. The record is from RefSeq and is a predicted model, not a curated record. The transcript has a single exon. NCBI's taxonomy places the organism in Eukaryota, Fungi, Ascomycota, Sordariomycetes, Hypocreales, Nectriaceae. Bases 1 to 369 code for a protein of 122 amino acids.
AUGGGUUUCUCCCAGCACGCAAUCUACGCCCUAGGCCUCGCGUGCAUCGCUAGAAGCAUAAUGGCCUUCACGAACCCGCAAGCAGAAUAUGCACUCAAUGGACUGAAGCAUACGGCCACUUCGAAGAAUGACCCAAGCGCGGCACCUAUUUACAUGCUGGGCACUUGGGAGGUGUCAGUUGGCAUUCUCUUGUUGGUACACCAGGUGAACGGAAACGGCGACGGAGUUACGACGCUCCUGGGGUUGAUGAGCUUGUAUAAGGCUGGGAUCGCGAUAUUACUUUGGAAGAUUGGAAGCAACAUGAGUAAGGUUGUCGGGAACGUGGCUACGGCCGUUUUACUCUUAACAUGGGCUGUUCUGAAGAGCUGA